UAUCUCUAGAGAAGAAAAUUUAAUUUUGAAGGUUAAAGCAAAUUUGGCGGGCGAACGAGUGUACAGCAACUCCUUUGCUCUGUGGGAGAAUGGAGAUCAAGGCGACUGAUUCUGUUCGUGCGAGGUUGGAAAAACUUCGAAUCGUUCGUGAAAAUGAAAUUCCAGUUCAGCAGCAAAAGAUGGAGUCCUUCGCGGAUUCAUUUUGCAAAUCAGUGGAAUCGAUCAGUGUAAGGUCCCGAGCAAAUGCCCUAAGUCAAGGGAAACUGGGGGAACUAAAAGCGAGGCUGAGGGUGGCGGAAGAUGAACUGGUUAAAACUCUUGCAGUGAAGACUCGUAAAGAGGCCAAACGCCUCACAAUCAUCGACUCCAUUGCAACUUCAAAAUCCAGAAUAGAAGAACUCAGGAAUACUUUACAAGACUGCAAAGCAAGGAGGGACGAAUAUGCUACAAUUAUAUCUCAGCAAUCCUUAGUUUUAUCUUCAUCUGAACGCAAGGAAACCCAGGAGAGCGAGUGCAGAAAUGAAAUACAAGAGGCUAUUUCUUGGUACAAAAGGGUUCUUGAUUUUCAUAUUGAAGGAGGAUAUGGGGUGAAAUUCUCUUUCAAGAAAAUAAAUAUAGACAAUCCUGAUGAAGAAUAUUCUUUUACGAUCCGUCAUGCAAAUGAUACUUAUAUGUUGUUAGAUUGUAACCCAUCCUUGCCAGAUAUUAAGGAGUUGAUACAUGAAUUAAAUAAAACAAAUGGUUUGUUCAAGCUCGUCAGGAUCAUGAGACGGAGAUUCCAGGAGGCUGCAGCAGAAGGAUCUGGGGCUCCAGCAUUGUCUCUGCAUCAAGGUUCAUCAAUAAUAUCUACGUCAGCACCAGGCUUGUCAUCAUCAACUGAGAGAAGUGAUUCUUCAACUGAAGAAAUUAACAUGGAUGAAGUUGAGGAAACUAACAAACAUUCUAAGAACAUUUUACCCAGAAAGAAACCAGCUAUCCACUCCAGUGGAUCUGCUUUUUCUUUGCGUAGAUCUCCUCGUUUUAAGGUCAGGAAAUAAGAUUGGAGGCUGUUAAUGAUUGAACAAGUAUUAGGUUGAUGGGCUCAGCCUUUUGCUUCCAAAUUGCUUUGCAACUAACGUUGAUUAUGCCAUUAUGGGUCCUGAUCUCUACAUUUGCCAGAAUUUCUCUGACUACUCUGAAGGGUCCAUAUCAUACAAGUGAAGUUGAAGAAGGCUUUAUCACAUGACCUGUUGUAUGUCCAUGUAUCUGAUUUGUUUUUAUGUGUAUUAUUUUACACGAAGUUAUGGUUUUCAUGUAAUGCAUGGGGGUGAUUAUCCCAAAUGUACCGAAUGCCAGUACUUUGUAUUAAUCUGAUCUAUAUUCUAGGUUUCA
Messenger RNA from Cucumis melo (muskmelon), 1371 nucleotides. RefSeq names its product kinetochore protein SPC25 homolog. The record is from RefSeq and is a predicted model, not a curated record. The transcript has 8 exons. Lineage: Eukaryota; Viridiplantae; Streptophyta; Magnoliopsida; Cucurbitales; Cucurbitaceae. Gene Ontology annotation, cellular component: Ndc80 complex. Gene Ontology annotation, biological process: chromosome segregation. The coding region runs from base 90 to 1037 and encodes 315 amino acids.